AUGUUGCGAAUAUGCAUCCUGUCGACGUUUAUUGCAUUAACUUAUGGAAUAAAUUUGGAUUUUUUAUUAGCCAAUGGUCCAACGCAUAUCAGUUCAACAAACUCCUAUUUUAUUCCAUAUGGUGAUCCAAAAUCGAACUUAACAAUGAAAUUACUUCAAGUUGAUCCGCAUACUGGUCUUUGGGUCAAUAUUCUACGAGGACCACCCGGUGCUGUUUUAGGUACACAUAGACACUAUGAUCAGGUGUAUGGUUAUACAUUGAAAGGUGCAUGGGGCUAUCGAGAACACCCGGAAUGGUUAUCUCGAGCUGGUGAUGUUGUUCAUGAAACACCGGGAUCGGUUCAUACUUUGUUUAUUGAUGAUAAUCACGGUGAAACAGAAACGUUAUUUUUUGUUUGGGGUGCUUUGGAAUAUUUAGAUGAACACGGUAAAACCAAAGAAAUCGAAGACUGGAGAUCGAUUCUUCAGAAAUAUGUCGAUUAUGGUCAAAAGAAUGAUUUACCUAUUGUUGAUAACAAUAAAAAACCAAUGGGACGAACAUCAAAAGAAAUCACCAUCGCCUUUGCAUUGAAUAUUGGUGCAGGUUUAGCCACAUGUAUUGGUGGAUUAGUGCCUUUCAGCCGAAAGCUUAUCUCACUAGCGAAGCCAUCACGAAUCGGAAUUGCUUUAGCCUUAUCGGCUGGUGUGAUGAUUUUUAUAUCUCUCGCCGAAAUAUUUGGCAAAAGUGAUGAAGAAUUUCAAAAGUUUUUUGGAAAAAAUGCCACAAAUAUUUGUCAGAACCUAACGAAUUCAUGUCAAGAUUUACAAUUUCAAUGUGCAAAUCGCAAUGUUUGCAAUGAAAUUCGGACUGUGUGUCAAACUUUCACCAAUGAAACGUCCAACGAAUUCGACUGUGAUAAGACAUGUCGAGGACAUAGUAAAACAUUAACUACGGUAUUUUUUCUCCUUGGUGCUGCAUUAAUCUUCCUGUUGGAUUUUAUUGUUCACAAAAUCUCACCUGAUCAUAAACAUGAUAUCGACAUUGAAGAAAUUAAUCAUUUAAACCACCAAGCUGUGUCAAUUAGAGAUCCUGAAGAUGGCUCAAAUUCUCAUCCAAACGGAAGUCUUCAUCACAAGAAAGCUCACCAAUCAUUAAAUCGUACAGGAAUCUUAACAGCACUUGCGAUUGGACUUCACAAUCUUCCCGAAGGUAUCGCAACAUUUCUCGCGGCCAGCAUCAAUUUGAAAACAGCAGUACCGUUGGCUCUUGGAAUUGCCUUACAUAACAUUCCGGAAGGGAUUGCCGUGGCAACACCAGUUUAUUUUGCAACACAAUCAAAGUGGAAAGGACUUCUCUAUACGUUCAUCUCAGCACUUGCUGAACCUCUCGGUGGACUUAUUUGUUUUCUGAUUAUUAGUAAUGGUCUCAAUCCGUUCGUUAAUGGAGCGAUGUUUGGCAUCGUCGUUGGAAUGAUGGUAACGAUCUCGUUGAAAGAAUUGAUUCCGACUGCAUUGCGGUUCUGCACAUCAAAAGGUCAAAUCAGCGUGUCGGUAUUAGCUGGAAUGUUAAUCAUGGCGUUGAGUUUGAUUAUUUUCGAUUAUCUUGAGAAUAAAUUUUGCUUGUUUCGCAGUACGACAAAAAAAAGAAUUUUCAUCAAUUGCAUUCUUUCAUCGUGUCUUAUUGUAAAAAAUCAAGGAUUCUUUAUGGCGCUUGGUACAAAAAACGCGCAUCCAUGGUUUGAAGUUUUUCAUUCGCGUCCUCGAGCAAAAUAUCAAGUUUUCAUUUUUCCAUCAGCUGGUGCUGCAGGUUAUUACUAUCGCGAAUGGGAUAAAGAGUUUCCUGAGUAUGAAUUCUCAAUCGUAAACUAUCCGGGACGAGCUCAGAGGCUCAGUGAAAAGUGUUUAACAACGAUGAAGGAGUUUGUUGAACAAUUGACAAGUGGCCUUUUGCCAUUUAUCACAAAACCGUGUAUUUUUAUUGGACAUAGUUUGGGAUCUGCGAUUAGUUACGCAUUAGCUAGACAUAUGCUUGAAACAAAGAAUAAGGGAAAUUUUCUGAAGUUAUUAGUAGAAAUGGGUCGAGGACCUCCGCAUUUAGAAGAUCCCGAUGUUCCAUUUGAAAAGAUGACCGACGCGGAAAUUGUCGCAGAAUUAAAACGCAUCGCUGAUCCAUCAGCACGAGCAAUCUAUGAUUACCCUGAAUAUGUUCAAAUGAUGUUACCAAUGCUACGAGCAGAUUCGAAAGUAGCGGGUGAAUUGUGCGAUCCAAUUCCAUUGGAUAUUCCGAUAAUUGUGUACGGUGGAGAGAAGGAAGAAAGUGUGGAUGAAUCUUUUUUAGCUCGUUGGAAAGAAUUAACAAAUAAAAAAGAUCUCUUUCAUGUUCAAAUGUUUCCUGGCCAUCAUAAUUUUCAAUCGGAAUGUCAAACUCAAGUCUUAACUCAUCUCAAGGAAGAUUUUCGCCGACUGCUGACUUAA
Adineta ricciae is the source of this 2454-nucleotide messenger RNA. The record is from the annotation of a GenBank genome assembly. NCBI's taxonomy places the organism in Eukaryota, Metazoa, Rotifera, Eurotatoria, Adinetida, Adinetidae.